This is a messenger RNA of Danio aesculapii, 1057 nucleotides long. It is a transcript of the gene usp3, whose product is annotated as ubiquitin specific peptidase 3. Lineage: Eukaryota; Metazoa; Chordata; Actinopteri; Cypriniformes; Danionidae. Gene Ontology annotation, molecular function: zinc ion binding. The record is from RefSeq and is a predicted model, not a curated record. The transcript has 7 exons. Bases 254 to 1057 code for a protein of 267 amino acids.
UUGAUGUAUAGUUAGGGAACUUGGUAGGUUUUUGAAACAGCCUGAGUCUGUGCGUGCAUGUCUGCUAUUUUAACCCAUAACAACACUGUUUCACUUAGCAGACCAGCAUUACAGCUCAAACAUUGAAACGUAAAAGUAUUUACACAUUGGAAAACGUAUUUUUUGCCUUCCAACUUGCAUUUUAAAAAUUAAACUAUAACAGUAAUCAUUCAAACGAAGACUGUGUUAGCUAGUGUAGCUAGCUCACAGAUUCAUGGAGUGUCCUCACCUCAACUCCAGUGUCUGUAUGACAGUGGAUCUCACCCGGUUCCCCAACGGUUCCCCUUCUUCAUGGUGCUGUUCCGUUUGCCGAUCAAACAAAAGCCCUUGGGUUUGCCUGACGUGUAUGAACGUGCAUUGUGGACGGUAUGUGAAUGGCCAUGCCAAAAAGCAUUUUGAAGAAAUUGAAGCUCCACGUUGCAGUCAAAGGAAGCCAGACCGAGAAAAGUUGAGGGAGAAGGGUCAACAGCACUCUGUGUGUAUGGAUUGUAACAGUUAUAGCACAUUCUGUUAUAAAUGCGACGAAUUCGUGGUGAAUGACACAAAACUUGGGCAUGUGCAGAGGGUCAGAGAACAUCUACAGAGUUUGGAGAACUCUGUGUGUAAUACCGACAGACAGAGAAAGAGAAAAAUGUCUGAAAGUUUUUCUCCUGACAGCAAGAUGAAGCAAGACAGUGUAAGUUUAAUUGGCUUUUAUAUAUCUUUACAAAAAUGCGAGCAGCUGCUCUUUUGUCACUCGGAUUCUGAACAGUGGGACAAAAUGGAAGCUAUCAUCCGCUGCCUCUCUAUAACCACACGACAACAGAUGUUCACCGAACAGCUGGCCGCCAGACAGCAGAAAAUGGAAGAAAGACUGUUCCAGAUGGCUGAAUACCUCCCACUCUCAGAAUGGCUCCAGAGGACUGUAAGCAUGAGGAAUGCCGAAAAUCUGGCAGAUUUAGUGGAGGCGGUGGAGUUGGCAGAGGCCACGCUAGCCAGGGACACUAGCGAGAGAGCAGCCAUUGCCCCUGGUGGGUGA